AUGCCCCCUUCGCAUCUUUUCCAAGGCGAAUCAGCAGGUAGUUUUGCAGGACGAGUCAAGAUGUGUCUUGGGUCUUUCAAGUUUUGGAAGAAACGCCAGAGGGAGCUAGAUCAACCUUCACCCCAUCCUCGGCCGACAGUUGCCUCUACCGUCGUCCCGGUCAGCAGCGUUCCCGUCGCUUCCGCUGCCACCGCCGAACCUCAAGCUUCUACGAAUGAUAUAUGCCCUGCACUGACCAAAGCAUCGCCAUCUUCUCAAUCUUCGCCGAGUCAGACAACACCGCCAUCAAAGGCCAAACGCCAGGAACAGCUGUGGGACCGAGCAUACAAUCAACUCAAAGAAGAUGAGACCAAACUCCAUGAAGCUUAUGAAGAGAUAAUAUCCUCCAAGGCACCUUACAUGGAUGAAAGCUUGAACAAAGACCAACAAGUCGUCCUAACUUCGGCGCAAGAGAAAUGGGAUCAAAUGAGGAAGACUGCCCAAGAAGGGUUGGAUAGAACCCAACGAAGUGCAGAAUUGCAAGGAACAGUCGACGAUUUCUUCGAAAUGGUGACGCCUAUAAAAGGAAUAGUUGAUCGAAUCAUGCCAGUCGUGCCUCAGGCUCAGGUACCGUGGCUUGCUGUGUCCUUGACCUUUGAAAUAUUUUCUCAGCCUUUUAAGCAGCCUGGUAUUAACCGUGCAGGCCUUUUGAAUGUCAUAUCCAAGAUGCAAGAGUAUAUGAGCCUGUCAGACUAUGUUGUUGAUGACAAUGGGCUGCAGUCAGAUUUGCAUCGGAAACUCGAGAAGGACACCAUCGCCCUCUACCAGGCACUUCUUUCUUAUCAAAUCAAGAGUAUCUAUUGCUUUCACAAAAACGAACUCAAGAGAUUUGUGAGAAAUAUCUUCAAAGUAGAUGACUGGACCAGUCAGCUCGAAAACAUCAAGGCCGCCGAAGCUUUGAUUUGGGAGGAUAUACAGAAGUUCCAGAACCAAGUCAUGGUGGACCAUCUACGAAAACAGUCACUUGACGCGCAGAGGUCCCUCGAUGCACUGACAGAGAUGUCACGGGGGGUGCGUGGCUUUAUCCAAGAUCAACAAGAGAGAGAACACGAGAAGGACAACAAGGCAUGCCUGCAGCAUUUGAAACUGACAGACCCUUCGUCAGACAAAGAAAGAAUCCUCGAUGGAAAAGGAACACUGCUUCGUGAGUCAUACAGCUGGGUCAUUGAUCAUCCUCAGUUCCGGGACUGGAAAACGAACACACAACACCGUCGCCUGUGGAUUAGAGGAGACACUGGCAAAGGAAAAACAAUGCUGUUGUGCGGUAUCAUCGAGGAGCUGGAGAAGGACCCUUUUCGUCGGCUAUGCUACUUCUUUUGUCAAGCUACAGAGGAGAAGCUGAGGGAUGGGAAAAGUGUUUUGCGUGGUCUACUUUUUCACCUUAUCAAGCAGUACCCAUGGCUCAUCUCACACGUUCGCAAAGACUACGACGACAGCGGCCAGACACUUUUCAAUGACCACAACGCAUGGCAGGCGCUGCGAAAGAUCUUUAAAUCAGUUCUGAAUGACGAGAGCCUCGAUGAAGUUAUUAUAGUUGUGGAUGCACUCGACGAAUGCAUGGUUCAUCGCGAAGAACUUCUCGAAUUCAUCUGCGAUAUAUCAGCUGGCUCACGUGCGAAGCUCAUUGUCUCAAGUCGUCCUUCACUCUUCAUUCAACAGGCUCUACAGGAAGAUGGACCGAGCGCGACAACACUUGCCCUUGAACUCAAUAAUCAGCUUAUCGCUGAUGCGGUCCAAAAGUUCAUUGACAGGAGAGUCAAAGAUUUGGCCAAGGGAAAGCUUUAUCAACAUAAUCCUGACAUCUCCAAGACAAUUGCCAGUCAUCUUACCAAUAACGCAGAGAGCACUUUCCUCUGGGUGGCUUUGGUAUGUCAGGCGUUGGCAAACAAGAAAGUCUGCCGCAGAGAUCAUGUAAUGGAUAUCCUCAAAAACUCACCUCCGGGUCUUUAUAACCUAUACGAUCGAAUGUUGGAAAAUAUUGGCCGUGAGUCGAUGGACUUUUCGAUUUGCAAAGAGGUUCUGGCCAUCAACUCCGUCCUCAUACGCCCUGUGGCUCUGGAGGAAUUACUUGGCAUCAUGAAUGCAAAUGUCGCCUCCGAACUCGACGUUAUGGAGCUGGAGCAGAUUAUCAUGUCCUGUGGCUCGUUUAUCCACCUACAGAAGGGGGUUGUUUACUUUAUACACCAGUCUGCUGUGGAUUUCCUUCUCAAGGACGAUAGGCUUCCUAGUAUCGCAGACAGGCAUCGCUCAGUAUUUCAAAAUGCAUUGCGUGCGCUCCAAGCAUCCUCUGCACUGAAGCGCGAUAUCUAUAACUUACGGGAUCCCGGUGUGGCUCACGAAGAUAUCAAUACCACCAGUCCCGAUCCCCUGUUGUCUCUUCGUUACCCCUGUGUUCAUUGGGUUGACCAUCUGCACGACCAUUUCAUAACAGAGGGGAAAGAAAAUGGCGCCAGCCCGCUGCAUGCUGAAGAUAUAUCGUCAGUCUAUACCUUUUUCAGAAUCAAGUUCCUUUUCUGGAUUGAGGCUUUGAGUCUACUCCAAAAUGUUCCACGAGCUAUGAGAGCGAUCAAGGUGCUUCAAAUGCUACUGCCCAAAAGAGAGUAUUUUGAAAAGAUGCUUCAAGUCAGAGGCGCCGAAUUGGGUCACUGUGGCGAAUGGUUUGGAUUCAACCUGGAAUGCAUGCUUGCAAACCCUAAGUGCACACAAAUCUUCAUUGGUCACAGUAGUGUACUCUUCCGAUGA
This is a messenger RNA of Fusarium poae, 2781 nucleotides long. RefSeq lists its product as uncharacterized. The transcript has 5 exons. The record is from RefSeq and is a predicted model, not a curated record. The coding region runs from base 1 to 2781 and encodes 926 amino acids. Lineage: Eukaryota; Fungi; Ascomycota; Sordariomycetes; Hypocreales; Nectriaceae.